This is a messenger RNA of Rodentolepis nana, 918 nucleotides long. The record is from the annotation of a GenBank genome assembly. NCBI's taxonomy places the organism in Eukaryota, Metazoa, Platyhelminthes, Cestoda, Cyclophyllidea, Hymenolepididae.
AUGGACCCUGGCGUUGAAAGCCGUUUUGAUGCUAAUCAAGAUGCUCAGGCUAUACAUGAGGCUAUGGGACAAUUAAGUUUAUCUAAAGAUCGUAUUAUUGAAAUGAUUGCUCACAUUCCAUUGGAAACACGUGUGAAAUUGCCAAAAUAUUUCGAAAGAAUGGGCGAGGAUAUAAUUCAAAAACUGAAAAGUGUAUUCAGGGAAGACCUUGAAUUGGCCAUUUUGUGGUCUUUCUAUGAUCGAGCUCACUUGAAUGCAGCAGCUCUUCAAAAAGCCAUGAAUGCCACUGAAACUGACAACGAUCUGCUCAUUCAUGUUAUAUGCACUGCCGACGAAUAUGAAAUAAGGCCAAUGAAGGGAGCUUUUCAAGAGAUCACAGGAAAAUGUCUUUUGAAGGCCAUUGAUAAGGAGUGUAGAGGUGACUUCAAACGUGUUCUGGUGGCGAUAAUCGAGGGCUAUCGGGUAAAGGAAUACGAUGAGGUCCAAGCAAGAAUUGAUGCCAAAGAACUGUUCGCUGCAAGUGGAGACAAACUUGAGACCACGUUUAUUCGCAUUUUAUGCGGUAGCAGCAUGAAACAAACUCGAUUAAUUGACAAAUACUACCAAGUGUUAUCUGGGCAUGAUCUAAUCACCGUCAUCGAGAAGGCGUUAUCUGGUGAUGUUGGAAAGUCGUUGAAGCUCAUUGUAAACUUUGCUAAAAACAGGAUUGCAACUCUUUCGGAAAUGCUCUAUGAGAGCCUUCAAGGAGGUGUAACUCGGAGUGCUAGCGUAAUACGCAUCGUGCUUGCACUUGCAGAGGGUGAAUUGGGGUUAAUCAAAGUUUACUUUGAUUUAAAUUUUGAACAAUCGCUUGCAGAAACGAUUGGUGCACAAACCUCUGGAGAUUACAAGAAGUUCCUCCUAGCUCUCUUCCCAUGA